AUGGCUGGGCACUCUCAUCGGUCGUCCGUGAAGAAUGGCCACAAACCUUUCAAAUCCAAGCACUCAUCGAAAGGUGCUUUGAAGAAGGUGUUCAAAGGAAAAGUAGAGAAAAGCGAAGCGCACGGUAAGAAGGUUGGUGUGGUGUCAAAACUUCAGCGGAAGAAUCUCGCACGUCAGGUCAGACAACAGAAAAUCUCUGAUAGUCUCGAAACAAGAAAGCUAUUCGAAGGGUCUGCGGGGGCCGAAAAAAUUGUGACCGUUAUAUCUCUGACUCCCGAUAUAGAUGCGCGCGACAUCGUGAAAAAGCUUAUACGCUCCGAAUCAGACCAGGCAGGCAAUGACCAGAACAUGGAGGUGUUGGAUCACUCGCCUUGCGUUGCAAAUUUCACGGUCAAGAAAUUCAAGAGCAAGCUCAAGAUCAUUAUUCCAGAUAUGUCAGAUUUCAUGAACAUUUUGGAUAGCGCAAAAGUGGCCGAUUUUGUUGUGUUUGGUCUCAGCGGAUUAUCGGAAGUUGACGCCGAGUUUGGAGAGCAGAUCAUCAGAGCAUGCGAGCUUCAAGGUAUAGCGUCCUACAUGGGCGUCGUGACGAACCUGUCUGCCGCGCAAGAGAAAGAAAAGUUUCAGCUCGAUCUCAAACAAUCGUUGGAGAGCUAUUUUAAACACUUUUUCCCCAGCGAAGAACGCAUCUUCAACCUUGAGAAGCCAUCUGAGGCACUGAAUGCAUUGAGAACGCUAUGUCAGAAGUACCCUCGCAGUAUCACUUGGAGGGACAACCGUGGAUAUCUUGUUGCCGAUAAACUUAACUUCACAGAAUCCGGCUCUGAGAUUGGGUCCUUGACUAUUGAGGGAACAGUUCGUGGUAGUGGGUUCAAUGCCAAUCGACUUGUACAUUUACCUGGACUUGGAGAUUUCCAGGUGUCUUGUAUUGAGAAGCUAGCGUCCUCUAACAGAAAGAGACAGUCGAAAAGUGAAAACGAUGAUUUGAACUUUGACUCUCUCUUUGACUCCAACGAAGGACGAGACACUCUUGAAGAAUUUGCAGCACUAGACCUUGAAAUGGAGGAAAAUGAAGAAGGAGGAGAGUUUGGUUACGAUGAUUUGACUUCUGCCCGUUACGACAAUCACGGCUUCUUGCCCGGUAGAGAAGAAGCCUCGAAGAAGGUCAAAGUGCCGACGGGGACGUCCGAUUAUCAAGCUAGAUGGUAUCUCAACGACACAGUAGAUAGCGGCGACGAAAGCGAUGAGCUUGAGGCUCAAGACAUGGAUAUGGGCGAUGAAGAAUUCGUACAGAUUCCCCAGGCGGAUGACGAUCUUGAUAUUGAUGGAGAUGCUGAGUCUCAAACCGAGGAUGGAAUGUUUGUUGAUCUGGACCCUGCCGAGGAGGAGAGGCAGCUCAGAGAAUUUAGGGCCCUGGAGAAGGAAGAUCGUGAGUUUCCAGACGAAAUUGAACUAGACCCAUCGGCGUCCGCAAUUGAGACCCUCAAGAGAUACCGCGGAUUGAAGAAUCUUCACAACUGCCUUUGGGAUGUUGAUGAAUAUGAUCCGGAGCAGCCGCCAGAGUUCAAGCGCGUCUUGCGCAUCGGCAGCUACAAGAACACCAAGAACAGGAUAUUAAAGGAGUCAAUUUCGCAAACUCAGGUUUUGGCCGGAGAUCGGAUCAAAAUGGUAGUUGAGUUCCAAACCAAAUUGGUUCAGAAAUUGUCAAACCCUUCCGUCUUAGCCUUUACGGUUUACGGACUGCUUCAGCAUGAACAUAAGCAUGCUGUUACCAAUUUCUCGAUUCACAGGUGGGAGGAGUACGAAGAUCCGGUGCCAUCUGAGGAGCCGAUUAUGGUACAGUACGGUAUCAGGCGCUAUUGGAUCAAACCAAUUUUCUCUUCAACGUCGAACACGCCUAAUAAUGUGCACAAGUUUGACAGAUUUUUGCAUCCAGACAUGGAUUCCGUUGCGACUUGCAUUGCUCCGAUAGAUUUUACACAGUCGCCCGCUUUGUUUUUCAAGCCAGCACCAGAAGACCCGAAACAGAUAGUCUUUGUUGCUCAUGGAUCUUUCUUGAAUGCCGAUCACACCAGAAUUAUCUCUGAGAGGGCCGUCCUCACUGGACAUCCCUUUAGGUUUCACAAGAAGGUUCUUACAGUUCGUUACAUGUUCUUCCGCCCAGAAGACGUCGAAUGGUUCAAGUCCAUUCCACUUUUCACCAAGAGUGGCAGAACCGGUUUCAUCAAGGAAAAACUUGGUACUCAUGGUUAUUUCAAAGCUACUUUCGACGGUAAAAUUUCGGCACAAGAUGUCGUGGCCAUGUCGCUUUACAAAAGAGUUUGGCCAUCAAGUGCUGUUCCGGUGACAGACGAAAUUGCUUGA
Messenger RNA from Lachancea mirantina, 2361 nucleotides. Lineage: Eukaryota; Fungi; Ascomycota; Saccharomycetes; Saccharomycetales; Saccharomycetaceae. The record is from the annotation of a GenBank genome assembly.